GUAGGAUAACAGUUGUCUCAAACAUUUUUGAUAUAAGACUAUUUUAUUGUUAAUUGACAAAAGUUACUUCUAUCCAUUCAUCCAUCCAUCAAUCAAUCAAUCAAUCAAUGGUGAUUAAUCAGUUAUGUAAUCAUAUUAUUCCUUUAUUACUAUUAUGUGGUCAUUUUUUAUACAGUUAAUAAAAAUUCUUCCAUUUAAUGGAUCUAUUUUAUGUUUAAUAUUUAUUCCAUGGAUAAUUGCUCAAUCUUCAAAUUGUUUAUCAGGAUGUAAAUGUUCCAUUAAUACUAAUAGUGAGAAUACUAAUGAUAGUAAUGAAUUGAAUACAGUAGCAGUAAUUUGUUGUCUUAUAAAUCAAACUAGAUUGUCACAAUUCAUCACAAAUGAUUAUCCAUCUGAUAUUAAACAUUGUGGAUUUGAUAUAAUAAAUGAUUAUACUACUACUAAUAAUAAUGAUGGAAUUGUAUGGCCUAAUCAUAUAUUAUGCUUACCAUUAUGGCGUCAAUUAAAAAUUCAACUUACUGAAAAUUCAUGGCCAAAUUUAUUAUUAUUAUCAUCAAAUCAUAUUAAACAACGUAUUCAAUCAAAAUGUAUAUUAGAAUUAGAAAGAUUGGCUAUUGUUGGUCAAUCUAAUGUAUAUGAUGGUUUAAUUCAAUUGGAUUCUAAUGAAUUUCGUCAUCAUUUUUUCACCAUUCCCACUACUACUUCUACCACUAGUACUAUAUCUAAUCAUUAUACUUUAAAAUUACUACGUUUCACUAUUGAACAAACUAGUUUACGUAUAAUAAGUCAAGGAUUUUUUGAUGAAAUUCAUGCUAACAAUUUAAUACAUUUAGAAAUACGUCGUAAUUAUAAUCUUACUGAUUAUGGUUUACAUAUUGGUUGGUUAGCUAAUUUAAAUCAAUUACAAUCCUUAGAUCUUAGUUUAAAUCAAUUCUAUCAAAUUAAUUUAGCUAGUUGGGGUAUACCGAAACACUAUAAAACAUUAUCAAAUUUAGAUUUAAGCGGGAAUCAUUUAAUUCAUUUAAAUGAUUAUACAUUUAUACGUUUAACAAAUUUAAUUUAUUUAAAUUUAGCUAAUAAUUAUUUAAUUUCAUUAUCAUCUAAUGUAUUCUAUGGUUUAUCUUAUUUAAAAGUAUUAAAUUUACAAGGGAAUCAAUUAAGAAUGCAUAGUUUAAUAUUAACUGUACCAAAUUUUAAUACAAUAUUACCUAGUUUAAAACAAUUAAUUUUAUCAAGAAAUCCAUUAGCUAUACCUUUAUCAUUAAAUAAUACUAGUCAGUCGUCGUCGUCGUCGUCAUCGGUGUCAUCUUCGCCGCCGUCGUCGUCGUCUAUAUGGUGGUUUACAAAUUCUUGUCCUAAAUUAUUAACGACUAUUUAUUUAGAAAAUAUUGACUCUAUAUCAUAUCAUAGAAAUCAAUCAACAUUAUUAAAAUUACCUCUAUUUGAUUGGAAUUAUUGUGUUAGUUUAACCGAUAUUUAUUUAAAUCAUAAUGAGAAUUGGUUAAAAUGUAUAGAUCAUAAUUGGUUAAAUAAUAAUCGAUUUCGUAUUCAUCCAUCAACAUUACAAUUAUGUCCGAUACCAAUUGAUAAUAAUAAUAAUAAUAAUUCUCAAUCGAAAUUGAUUACAAAUCAUGAUGUUGUUACUAAGUCUAAUCGAUUAACGGAUACGAUCAACAGUACUACUAGUACUAGUACCAGUGGUGGUGGUGGUAGUAGUGAUCCAUCAUUACUUGGUACAACACAUGUACGAACUACAUCAAUAUCAAUUAAUUCGGUUUAUUGGCCUGUUUCCAAUCAAGAUAGUAUACAUGCUAUGAAUAUACAUAAUCAUAAUCAAAAGAAUAAUAUGAUUAGUAGUAGUAAUAGUAUAAUAAACCCUUCAAUUAAUUCAUGGAUUAUUCUUUGCAUAAUAGUCUUUCUUGUAUGUGUAGUAUUUUUUACAAUUGUAUUUGCUAUUAUCUAUUGUAUACGUUAUUUAAAUAAUCGUCUAAAUAAACAAAUAUCUUACACAUCUGAUAUGAUGACUAAUGAAUUCCAUCAUCAUCAUAAUCAUGGUGAACAAAUACAACAACAAUUUCAAAAAGCUCACCUAACACCAGAUUUUAAUACUUAUAAACCUGCUAUGAAUAUAGAUGGUUCUUCACGAAUACUUUCUCCUUAUUCAUUUAAUUGUAUGGAUUUAAAUAAAGGUAAUCAAUUAUUUCAAUAUGCCGAUUUUCAUCCAAUGUGUAAUUCAUGUUUCAGUUUAAAACGUCAUGCUGUUACUCAACCUGUUAGUCCUGCAGACAGUGGUCUUGAAGAUAGUACACCAUUAACAUUACAACAAACAAGACAUAUUUUCCCAUCACUUGAUCGACGAUCAGUACGUUCAUCACGACGUUCUCGUCAUCAGUAUAAUCAUAAUCAUCGUACAUUUCUUGAUACAAAAUUUACAAGAUGUCCAUCGACAUCUGUAUCAUCAUCAUUAUUAUUAUUGCAACAUUCACCAAAUCAUCAUAUACCAGAAAUAUCAUAUGGUUGGCCAGUACCAAUUAAUUUAUCAUCAAAUCGUGUAAAUGCUGCUACUUCAACGGAUGAUGUUUCUAUUGGACCAGCAUCAACAUCUGUUGAUACCGGAGAGGAUGCACGUAGCAGUACACCUAGCGAUAAAGCGAUAAUUACGAAUUUAUGUCAAGAAUCGAUGCAGCUAAAUACUACUACUACUACUACUACUACUACUACUACUAAUAAUAAUAAUAAUAAUAAUAAUAAUAAUAAUAAUAAUAACGAAUAAUGAACACUGAAUUUAAUCAAAUUCACCUUCAUAUUUAUGCAUGUGUGUGUGUGUGUGUAUGUGCUGACUGUAAAUACUAUUUUUAAGGGAUUCAACUACAAGCCAUGUAUUUAUCCCUUUAUUUCCAAAGGUCAUUAUGUCAAUCAUUUUUUUGGUCGGCUAAAAACCAAAGUUUUUAACGGAUAUAUAUAUAUAUAUGACAGAUAUGUUCCAUAUACUUAUACUACUAAUAUUUAAACAAGAUGAAAAUUACACUGCUGUUAGUACUACUCCUACUCAUACUAGUACUCCUCUUCUUUUGUUUUUUUUCUAGAAUAUAAAGAUGAUUCUUUUUUUUUCUACAAAUAAACAUGAUUUCAUUUGUUA
Schistosoma haematobium is the source of this 3139-nucleotide messenger RNA. RefSeq lists its product as uncharacterized. Gene Ontology annotation, molecular function: protein binding. The record is from RefSeq and is a predicted model, not a curated record. The coding region runs from base 155 to 2773 and encodes 872 amino acids. NCBI's taxonomy places the organism in Eukaryota, Metazoa, Platyhelminthes, Trematoda, Strigeidida, Schistosomatidae. The transcript has a single exon.